This is a messenger RNA of Carassius gibelio (silver crucian carp), 4293 nucleotides long. RefSeq names its product glutaminase kidney isoform, mitochondrial-like. Gene Ontology annotation, molecular function: glutaminase activity; protein binding. The transcript has 18 exons. Gene Ontology annotation, biological process: L-glutamine catabolic process. The record is from RefSeq and is a predicted model, not a curated record. Lineage: Eukaryota; Metazoa; Chordata; Actinopteri; Cypriniformes; Cyprinidae. The coding region runs from base 448 to 2268 and encodes 606 amino acids.
UUUCUUUUACCUUUAAUUCUUUUACCCUUCAAGUUCAAAAGUAAAUGUUGGUUAUUUCUGGUAACGUUAAUGCUUAUCUCUGAUUUUGUGUCAAAGAUUUUAAGCAUCAAAAUGCCCAGGCUCAGUAAGUCUGCCCUAAGUUGCAUACAUAGAUAGUUUCUACUAUUGACAUAAUUUACAUAUUCGUCUGUUCUGGGAUCCACCAAUGACCCAUCUCCUUUUUUUCUCCCACCGCCACGCCCCUAACAUCUUGUCCUCACCUGCCUAUGAUUCCUCGGUUACCGGCUAAAUUUGUCAACAGAAGUCAUUCCCGUGCCUCGUGGGACGAUCAGGCAAUCUGAACCACUAGGAAGGAAUUCAUAAGCAGAAGACACGCGCUGUUUAUUCAGACUGUUUUAGAGAUCUUAAAGGUCGCUGUUUUAGAAGUACAAACUUUCUGGAUUGAUUAUGCAUUGUGUUAAAACCCUACGGGCGUCCAGAACUGGUAUUCUGCUCAUUAGGAACACUAGAAAUUUGGACAGAAGACACUCACCUGCUUGGCUGUUGCACACGAGCGCAUCUCCAGGACAGCAUCCACGCCAUCAGCACGUGAUCACAGAGACGGACGCCGCGACGUACAGUAAGAAGAAUGUUUCUGGGUUGGAGGACAUGUUGUUCUACACUAUCACUCAUGGAGAAGAGAAAAUCUCAGUGGGACGUUUCCUGGCUGCACUCAGGAGCACAGGCUUGCUGACCUCUGACCCCCGUUUGAAAGACUGCAUGCGGCAGAUCAACCAAGCUGUCCAGGAGUCUGUUGGAACAGCAAUGAUGGACCAGGAGCUGUUCAGACAAUGUGUUGGCAGUAACAUAGUCCUCCUGACUCAAGCUUUCCAAAGGAAGUUUAUCAUUCCAGAAUUCGAAGCAUUUACCUCUCUCAUAAACCAUCUGUAUUAUAACGCACAGGCUCAGAAAGGAGGGAAAGUAGCAAACUACAUCCCACAGUUAGCUAAGUUCAGUCCAGACCUGUGGGGAGUUUCUCUGUGCACAGUGGAUGGUCAAAGGCAUGCUAUAGGAGACAGCAGUACACCAUUCUGUCUGCAGUCAUGUGUGAAGCCUCUGGAGUAUGCGCUGGCUGUGCACGAGGCUGGCACUGAACAUGUGCACAGAUAUGUGGGGAAAGAACCCAGUGGCCUCAAAUUCAACAAACUCUAUUUAGAUGAAGAGGAUAAACCCCAUAAUCCCAUGGUAAAUGCAGGAGCCAUUGUAAUCAGCUCUCUCCUAAAGCCUGGUUCCAACAAGGCAGAGAAGUUUGACUUUAUGAUGGAUUAUCUGAAUAGAAUGUCUGGCAGAGAAUAUGUUGCGUUCAGUAAUGCGACUUUCCAGUCAGAGAAAGAGACCGGUGACAGGAACUAUGCAAUUGGCUAUUAUCUCAAAGAGAAAAAAUGUUUUCCCAGUGGAGUUGACAUGAUGGCAGCCCUUGACUUCUACUUUCAGCUGUGUUCUAUCGAGGUGACAUGUGAGUCUGGAAGCGUCAUGGCAGCCACAUUGGCUAAUGGAGGCAUCUGUCCAAUCACAGACGAGCGUGUGCUCAGUGCCGAGGCCGUCCGGAACACUCUCAGUCUCAUGCACUCCUGUGGCAUGUACGACUUCUCCGGCCAGUUUGCCUUUCACGUGGGUUUGCCUGCUAAAUCUGGGGUGUCUGGUGCCGUGCUGCUCGUGGUUCCUAAUAUCAUGGGGGUUAUGUGCUGGUCUCCAGCUCUUGACCGUGUUGGCAAUAGCAUCCGAGGCAUCCACUUCUGCCAGGAGCUAGUGUCCCUCUUUAACUUCCACAACUAUGACAACCUGAGACACUUUACGAAGAAGUUAGACCCUCGCAGACAGACAGGCCACGAGAGGAACAAGUCUGUGGUGGACCUGAUGUUUGCUGCUUACACUGGUGAUGUUUCAGCUCUCAGGAGAAUCGCUCUCUCUGCGGUUAACAUGGAGUUGACUGACUAUGACACCCGUACUGCCCUACAUGUGGCCUCGGCGGAAGGGCAUUUGGAUACGGUCAAGUUUUUAACGCAUACCUGCAAAGUCAACCCCAAUGCAAAGGACAGAUGGGGGAACACACCUCUUGAUGACGCUAUGCAGUUUGGGCACAACGCCGUGGUCAAGGUACUACAAGAGUACCAGAGCAUUUACACACACACACUGAUGCCAGAGGAGCUCAGCGCAGACACGUGUCCCGAUUCCACCAUGGACGCAGACGAACUGAAGAGCAUGGAGACUCUGGAGGGUCUAGUAUGAGCAAGAACUACCAUGAACAUCCCAAACUUCAGUCUCUCAUGACUUCCGGGGAGCAUGGGUGUGAGAUUUAUGUCAAAGCCUGUGUAAGGACAUGCUGAGCAGGUGCGCGCAGGUGUUACAGAGAUAGUGCUUCAAACCAAAGCUCUGCUGUAUGUAGACCUCAGCUAGCUUCUGUUGAUGGUUUAAGAUGGUCAUUACUGUAGUCUCUCAGACCUCCAUCAGUCUAGUGUGGGAUUAUGAAUCUACCAAGUUCUUCCAGGUCAUUUCUGGUACAGCUCCUCAAGGAUAGUUUGGUUUGUGAUUGGACCAAUUUAGAAAUGCAGAAGCUUCCUUUCCCUUCACAUUUAUCACUGCAUAAGUAUUUUUACAUAAAGCACUUAACUUAGCCAGUAACCUUCAUAACUAGAUGCCAGAUUCACAAAACUUUCUUCAGAUUAAAAUUCUUUCUUAACUGCUAUUUUCUUCUUAGUUACUGACUGUAUUCUGUAUUCCCAAAAUACUUCAGAACAAUCUUAAGAAAAGAGAAUCUUAAGCAUUCUUAAGACUAGAUGUAAGUAUUCAAAUUCUUAAACCCCUAAAGAUGAAAUGUUUAAUUUAAUUUUUGGGGAUGUUUCAAAUAAUAAGCAUUUUUAAAAUGUAGCCUUUUGCAAUAUAAAAUACCGUAUUUUCCGGACUAUAAGUCGCACUUUUUUUCACAGUUUGGCUGGUCCUGGGACAUACAGUCAGGUGCGAUUUAUUUAUCAAAAUUAAUUUGACAUGAACCAAGAAAACAUUACCAUCUACAGCCGCGAGAGGGCGCGCUAUGCUGCUCAAUGCUCCUGUAGUCUACAAUGAGCAGCAUAUAGCGCCCUCUCGCGGCUGUAGAUGGUAAUUUUUUCUCUUGGUUCUUGGUUCUAAAUAAAAACGACUUAUAGUCCAGUGCGACUUAUGUUUUUAUCCUCGUCGUGACGUAUUUUUGGACUGAUGCGACUUAUACUUAGGUGCGACUUAUAGUCCGAAAAAUACGGUAUAUUCAAAUGCAAAAAAGUUAUUUUAAAUUGUUAUAAGAUUACAUUUACAUAAUUGCUUUUAUUUAAAAAAAAUGGAUUGUGAACGGCUUUCCAUCUAAAAUGUUAAUAGAUGGAUAAAUGCAUAUUAAGAUAUAUCAUAAUAAAAAGAUAUAUUAUUGAAAUUGUUAUAUUAUAUAAGGCAAUCACAAUCAAACUACAGUAGUAUACAAUUAUAAAACAUAAAAGUCUGACAUUUUAAGGAAUGUUGCCCUUGAAGAUGUUCCUAAGAAAAUGUUUGAGAACUCAAAUUGAAAAAUUGCUAAAAAUUUCAAUAUAAUUAUUCAAAAAUAAUCAAAAUCUUUUGGAAUUUAUCUUAAAAACUUCUUUCAUAGGAAGAUCUUGUGACUCUGCCUAGUUUAAGAAGUACACUACUAAUGUAAAUUAAGCAGGCUAUCUUUUAAGAAAGGCAUGCAUGCAUAUAAAAAAGUAAUUAUGAGGAAACCAUACUGGAAAAGUCAUGGUCAUAUUACCUUAAGGAAGUUAGCAAACCAGUACUCUUCAUAAUGUGAACUUUGGCCCAGUUGUCCCUAUGACAAAGAUUUCCAUGUCAUUUAGAUUACUAAUAAUCUUCAGCUAAACAUUAUGAGCAAGUAUUUGUAUAUUUGAACUAUUUUUAAGAUGUUUGAAUUUCCUAAUAUUGUUAAUAGACAUUUUUGUAUGGUAUUGUAUAAUUUAAAAGACUUUAUUUUAAUGUAAGGCAUGAAAGCUUUAACUGAACCCGCUUGGGAAGCAUCUGGUGUGUAUUUUGCCAAAAAUGAAUGUAUUUAAAACUUGGUACGUGGACUCACUUUAUUGCUGUACACAAAAUUGAAAGUUUUGAAAAAAAUCUAAUUAAAAUAAAAGUUCAGAUAGUUAAAGGAGUGUAUUUGUUCCAUAUGAAAAUGGAAAAAGUGUAAGGUGGACAGAAUUACAUGAAAUGAGGCAUGAAAAAAAAUGGAUGUAUAAACUGUAAAUAAAUAAAAUCACUGGUAAAGAA